AUGAUAAGGAGAAUAUUCGAAGAAGGCCAGAACAAGAUGGCAAAUUUUGUAAUCAGGCAUGUUGCAGACACUGUCAAGCCCCUGAUCAUCAAUACAAUUAAGGAAUGUGAUCAAAAGAAAGAGUCGUCGAGCAUUCCUGCUCCUAUACAUGCUAACACCCUGACGUACCCACCUCUUCUGGUUGGGCAGCAAGUGAGGAAUCAAGCUGCCGCCGCUCCGCCCGAGGACCCGUUAGUUGGAAACGGGAAUGGAGCUCAACAGAUACAAAAAUUGGUGAAGCAAUUCCUGGACCUCAAGCCGCCAAAAUUUUCUGGAAUUGGCGAUCCCGAGGCCGCCACUCACCGGAUAAAGGAACUGGAGAAAGCUUUUGCACUACCGAGGUGCAAUGAGGAGGACAAGGUGACAUUGGCAGCCUAUCGCUUGCAAGGGAAUGCCGGCACCUGGUGGCAAGCUACACAAGGCAGAGUUUUCCCCGAAGGUACGAUCCCGGUGUGGCAUGUCUUCGUGGAGGCGUUUAAUAAUAAGUAUUUCUCCGAGUGUGCUCGGGAGCGUAAGAUGGCAGAAUUCAUGCGCCCGCGCCAAAACCAGAUGUCCGUAGACCCGUAUGAGGCUAAGUUUUCCGAGUUGUCUAUGUAUGCACCUAGAAUGGUGGAAGAUCCUGUGGACGAAACAAGAAGGUUUAGAGAUGGGUUGAAACCAGAGCCGAAGGAUCGGUUGGUGCCGUUGAACUUGAAAGAUUACAAUGAGUUGUACGAAAGGGCCCAGUUGAUCGAGAGAAAUAUGAUGGAAAGGGCUGCUGCAUCCGGAUCACGAUUUGUGCCCUCUGGUAGGAAUGAGCGUAGAUUUGGCAAGAGGCCAAUGUUGGGAGGAAGGUCGACCAUCCCACCUAACCGGAGGAAUGCCGUAGGAAAGCCAGCUCUUGGAAAUGGUGGAAUAUGCCGAUUUUGCAAUCGGAGGCAUGGGAUCGCCCCGUGUCCCUUCGGGAAUGGAGCCUGUUUUGGUUGUGGUCAGAUGGGCCACCAAGUGAGAGAUUGCCCACAGAGGCAAAGAGGAGUUCCGGCGCCAUCACAACAAGGAGGACAGCCGCGUGGGAAUACGCAACGAGAAUUACCGAGCCGACCUCCGGCGCAAGGAAGAGUUUUUGCGGUCUCCGGGGAAGAGGCGAAGGAUUCGCCGACCGUUACAGUUGGGUUGAGUCCGAAAUCGCUGGAAACGGUCUUUAAGAUAUCUACGCCGCUAAAAGAUAGUGUAAUAUCUGCAGUAGGUUGUCCCGAUUGUAAGUUGACAAUAGGUGGUCACGAAGAAGUGAUAGAUCCGAUUGUGCUGGAAAUGUAUAAUUUUGAUGUGAUUGUCGGUAUGGAUUGGCUUACAAAGCGUAGAGCCACGAUGGAUUGCUAUAAAAAGGCAAUUCGGUUUAACCCGCUGAAUGGGGUUAGUUUUGAGUUUGUUGGAAGUCGAGGUGGUACAUCGACUUUGUCAAUCUCGUCAUUGGAAGCGACUCGUUUGUUGGAAAGUGGUCAUCGAGGAUAUCUGGCAACCGUAGUUAACACAUCCGUUGAGGAGCCAAGGAUGGAAGAUAUCGCAAUUGUGUGCGAGUUUCCUGAUGUGUUUCCCCAAGAGUUGCCGGUCCGGCCACCAAAUAGAGAGAUCGAGUUUGUGAUUGAGCUAAUCCCUAGAACGGAGCCGAUUUCUAAAGCUCCGUAUAGGAUGGCGUUAUCGGAACCGAAGGAACUCAAGGUGCAAUUGCAGGAAUUGUUGGAUAAGGGUUUUGUCCGCCCUAGUGCGUCACCAUGGGGAGCACUCGUAUUGUUUGUUAGGAAAAAAGAUGGAUCGUUGCGUGCGUGCAUAGAUUACGCAUGCCUUAAUCAGGUGACGAUCAAGAAUAAGUAUCCGUUGCCAAGAAUUGACGAUUUGUUCGACCAGCUUCAAGGAGCUUCGGUAUUUUCCAAGAUCGACUUACGGACGGGAUACCAUCGCUUGAGGAUUCGGAAGGAGGAUAUACCGAAAACGGCAUUUAGGACGCGUUAUGGUCAUUAUGAAUUUACUGUAAUGCCGUUUGGUCUAACAAAUGCGCCCGUUGCUUUUAUGGAUCUAAUGAACAGGGUGUUUAAGGAGUAUUUGGAUAGAUUCGUCAUAGUGUUUAUUGACGAUAUCUUAGUGUAUUCGAGGAGCUAUGAAGAUCAUGAGCAGCAUUUGAGAACGAUAUUACGUACUCUUCGAGACCAUCCGUACGCCAAGUUUAGUAAAUGCGAGUUUUGGGCGACUCGUGUGGCAUUCUUAGGCCAUGUGGUAUCCGGUGAAGGAAUUUCUGUAGAUCCAACUAAGAUCGAAGCAAUAACGGAUUGGCCGAGGCCUACGACGAUAACAGAGAUUCGAAGUUUCUUGGGAUUGGCGGGUUAUUACAGACGAUUCGUGGAAAGGUUUUCUGCUAUAGCCAUGCCACUAACGCGAUUGUUGAAAAAGGACGUAAAGUUUGAGUGGACAGACAAGUGCGAGCGUGGUUUUCAAGAGCUGAAGCAUAAGCCGACUACGGCUCCUGUUUUGACAAUACCGUCUGGUCCAGGAGGAUUUGAGAUUUACAGUGAUGCAUCACACAAAGGAUUGGGAUGUGUGUUAAUGCAACAUGGAAAGGUAGUUGCAUAUGCGUCUCGUCGGUUAAGGCCUCAUGAAUUGAAUUAUCCGACGCAUGAUCCGGAGUUAGCAACAGUUGUUUUUGCUCUUAAAAUCUGGAGGCACUAUUUGAUUGGCGAAAGAUUUCAAGUGUAUACGGAUCAUCGUAGUCUUAAGUAUCUGUUCUCUCAGAAAGAGUUGAACAUGAGGCGGCGUCGUUGGAUGGAGCUGCUUAAGGAUUAUGACUGCGAGAUUACGUACCAUCCAGGUAAGGCUAAUAAGGUUGCAGAUGCUCUAAGUCGAAAAUCGGUGAUUGCUCAAUUCAUGGUCCAAGAAUGGCGUCUUCUUGAAGAAGUGAGAGAUUUGGAUUUUAAGUUGGAAGUAAAUCGCCUGUCAAGCCUCGUAGCUACGUUGAGAAUUGAGCCAGAAGUGCGGGCGAGAGUUAAAGCCUUGCGAUCGACGGAUCCCGCCAUUCAAAAGAUCCCGCAAGAGAGCUCGGCUAAGCGAAAGGUUGACUUCCAAGCUGAUAUAGCUAAGCACGUAGCAAAGUGUCCGACGUGCCGCCAAGUUAAGGCGCAGAUCUGUAAACCUGGUGGAUUGCUGCAGCCCACCGGAAAUUCCAGUGGAAAUGGGAGCAUAUCACAAUGGAUUUUGUUAUGGGACUCGCCAAGAAGUCGAGAGGUAAUGAUUCCAUUUGGGUUGUGGUAG
Molecule: messenger RNA, 3318 nt
Organism: Rhodamnia argentea
Lineage: Eukaryota; Viridiplantae; Streptophyta; Magnoliopsida; Myrtales; Myrtaceae
Molecular function (GO): nucleic acid binding; zinc ion binding
Source: RefSeq, a predicted model, not a curated record